Messenger RNA from Cicer arietinum (chickpea), 980 nucleotides. Its product is annotated as senescence associated gene 20. The record is from RefSeq and is a predicted model, not a curated record. Lineage: Eukaryota; Viridiplantae; Streptophyta; Magnoliopsida; Fabales; Fabaceae.
AAACCCUCACGGGUUCAACACCAAAUCUCAACCAACACCUAUCAAAGUAUCAUAAUUAUCUACUUAUUAAUAUUAAUAUUCGAUUGCCAAUUUUUUUUUCCCUUAAUUGAAAUUUCUAGAGGAAUAUUUUUUCUCGAACUGGCUAACUCUCAAGGAAGUGGCGAAGACGCUGAUUCCAGCAAUCAAAAGCUGGUUCUCAAACUUUAUGAAGCCUUAAACUCUCGUGAUUCCGAUACCGUGGUCAAUAUUUUGGCCUCUGAUCUCGAGUGGUGGUUCCACGGUCCACCUUCUCAUCAGUUUUUGAUGCGUGUGCUCACCGGCGAUUCCACCGCCGACGACACUUUCCGGUUCGUUCCUCAGUCACUCGUUUCCUUCGGCUCCACCAUUAUCGUUGAAGGUUGCGAUACUUCACGCGCCAUUUCCUGGGUUCACGCGCUUACUGUAGCGGAUGGGAUAGUCACCCAAGUUAGGGAGUAUUUCAACACUUCCCUCACCGUUACACGCUUCGCCGACGUCGAAAAAGACUCCGGUGAAAUUGUCCCGGCGGCGCAUAAUUCCGGUCGUUUCCCUUGUGUUUGGGAGAGUAGCGUCUCCGAUCGGGUCGGUAAAUCCGUGCCCGGUUUGGUCCUCGCAAUAUAAAAUAAUUAAAUAUUAAAGUAAAAUAAAAUUAGGACGCGAUCACGUGUUGCCGGUUGUAGCAUAAUAAAAUAAAGACCGUUCACGUGGAUGUCGGUGGUUCGCUAGAUUUUACAUUUUCAAGGGACGUAACUUUCGGUGUUUUUUUCCGUAGAAGAUGUGAAGACCGCGGUGCUGUCGGCGUGGUGUUUAAAAUUAUUAUUACUUUCUUGUUUGUUUGUUUGAUUGGUUGUGUGGAACCAUCCAUUAUUAUGGGUGUAUCUAUUUGGUUGUAUCCUUGUGAGUUUGUAAUGUGGUGUUUUGAUGAUAUAAUAAGAUUAUCUAUGAAUAUUUGGUUUAAGAAC